AAAAUAUUUGGAGAGGAAAAUGGAAAUAAAGAUGGAAGAUGAUAAUAUAACAGAACUCCAUGAAGCAUCAGAAAAAGGGUGUAUGGUCACGUUGCACAGAUUGAUCCAGAAAGAUCCACACAUCCUUCAUAAAAUUUCAUUGACCCCUUUCAAUGAAACUCCAUUACACAUAUCAGCUUUGCUUGGCCACGUUGAUUUUACUAGAGCUCUUCUAGCUCUAAAACCUCAAUUGGCUAUGGAUUUGGACUUCCAUAAACGUUGUCCACUUCACUUGGCUUCUGCUAAUGGUCAUGUAGAAAUCGUCCAUGCACUGUUACGUGCAAAUGAAGAUGCAUGUCUGGUUUGUGAUCAAGAUGGAAGAACUCCUCUUCACUAUGCGGCCAUGAGAGGAAAAGUUGAGAUUGUGAAGGCAUUGAUCUUUGCAAAGCAUGAUUUAACUCGAGUUGUAUUUGAUGGGGGAGAGACUGUUUUGCACUUAUGUGUUAAGUAUAACCAAUUGGAGACUCUGAAACUAUUGGAGGAAACCGUGAAAGAUGACGGGGAAUUUCUUAAUUCCAAAGACCAUGACGGUGGCAACACUAUCUUGCAUAUAGCGGUGAUGCUAAAGCAAAUUGAGAUCGUAAAAUUCUUGCUUUCGGUUUCCAAAGUGAAAGAAGAAGCAAAUGCUCUAAAUUGGAUGGGUUUUACAGCUUUAGAUGUCUUAGAGCGUAGUCCAAAAGAUUUCAAACGAUUCACCCUUCAAAACAUUUUAAUGGAUGCUGGUGUUGAAAGAGCAAAUAACCAAAAUAAUCUUCCCCCACCAUCAGCAAACAUGAUUGGUCACCAUGAAUCAGGGAAACCAACACAAUUAAGCAAGCAAAGGUCCUUGAAACAUAAGAGUAAUUGGAUACAAGAGCUGCGUGGUGCAUUAAUGGUGGUGGCCACUGUGAUUGCAACGAUGACUUACCAACCUGCGCUCAGUCCCCCCAAUGGAGUUUGGCUAACUCAGGCAUGCCGCAAUACAACAUGUGACGCUAGAACUUGGGUGUUAGACUUCCAUGUCAAUUAUCAACACUUGUUCCUUUCUUUCUUAGUAAGCAACUCCAUUACCUUUACUGCAUCUCUCAGUGUCAUCUUUUUGCUUAUUAGUGGAUUUCCUCUUAAGAAUAUAUUUUUUAUGGUCAUCUUGACACUUGCCAUGUGUACCACUCUCAUAUCCUUGGGCAUUACCUAUGUACUGGCAUUCAUCUUGAUGAUCCCAGAAAAGGUUAGACAAGAACUUAGGCAAUUGACGCUCUUACCAAUUAUUGCUUUGAAUGAUCUUCAAGUUCAUCCUGAGAUGUGCAAAGGCGUUAAUUUGUUGAACGAACCAGAAUGGAUGGAAUCGUCUCUAAGAUGGGAGACUGCGGUUGCUAUUAGUAAGUGGAUGAAAUUGUAA
Molecule: messenger RNA, 1417 nt
Organism: Quercus lobata
Lineage: Eukaryota; Viridiplantae; Streptophyta; Magnoliopsida; Fagales; Fagaceae
Product: ankyrin repeat-containing protein BDA1-like
Exons: 3
Coding region: 20-1417 (465 amino acids)
Cellular component (GO): plasma membrane
Molecular function (GO): protein binding
Source: RefSeq, a predicted model, not a curated record